Leptopilina boulardi is the source of this 1102-nucleotide messenger RNA. RefSeq names its product ribose-5-phosphate isomerase (gene Rpi). The record is from RefSeq and is a predicted model, not a curated record. The transcript has 7 exons. Gene Ontology annotation, biological process: D-ribose metabolic process; pentose-phosphate shunt, non-oxidative branch. The coding region runs from base 93 to 839 and encodes 248 amino acids. Lineage: Eukaryota; Metazoa; Arthropoda; Insecta; Hymenoptera; Figitidae. Gene Ontology annotation, molecular function: ribose-5-phosphate isomerase activity. Gene Ontology annotation, cellular component: intracellular membrane-bounded organelle.
UUUUUCAAUUUUAAGUUUUAUUAUACGCGCAACAAAUUUAUCAACAGAGAGCCAAUCAUCAUAAUGAUAUACAGUGAUAAUGAUAGUAGGAAAUGAUAACGUUUACAAGACGGAUUAUAACGUCAUCGUUCAAUAUGCAUCCACUCCAAAGUGCUAAAAAAAUAGCAGCUUAUAAAGCCGUGGAUGAAUACGUUAAGACUGACAGUGUUAUUGGAAUUGGAAGUGGAUCAACUGUUGUAUUUGCAGUUGAAAGACUUGCCGAAAGAGUAAAAAAUGAAAAAUUAAACGUAAUUUGCAUACCUACCUCAUUUCAAGCUCGACAACUUAUUGUUAAACAUGGACUGACUUUAGGAGAUUUGGAAAUUUAUCCAAAGAUAGAUUGUACUAUUGAUGGAGCUGAUGAAGUUGACUCUGAAAUGAAUCUCAUCAAAGGUGGAGGUGGUUGUUUACUUCAAGAAAAAGUCGUUGCCUCUUGUUCGGAUCAACUUGUAAUAAUAGCCGAUUACACAAAAAAUUCACAAAAACUAGGGGAACAAUAUAAAAAAGGAGUGCCAAUUGAAGUUGUUCCCAUGUCAUACAAACCUAUUCAACAGAAAAUAGAAGAAAAUUUGGGCGGCUCAACUAUUUUAAGAAUGGCCGUAGCAAAAAUGGGCCCUCUUGUAACGGAUAAUGGAAAUUUUAUAAUCGAUUGGAAUUUCCCAACAGAAACAGAUAAUUGGGAAGAAAUAAAUACAAAAUUAAUAUCAAUGCCCGGAGUUGUUGAAACUGGUCUCUUUAUAAAAAUGGCCAAAAAAGCAUUCUUUGGAAUGUCCGAUGGCAGUGUUAAAGAACGAUCUUAAAUCGAAUAGUUUUCUAUCAAGAUAAAAAAAAAGCAAUUAAUUUUUUAUCUCAACUGUAAAAACAUUACAGAAUAUUUUCUUUAAAUUUUAGCUUUUCUAAGCUAUGCGAACAAAUAAGGGGAGAUUGUUUUUUUUUUAAAAUGGAAAUAUUUUUACAAAUAUUUUUUUAAACUAAUUUUUAUUGAAAUCGCUUUUAAAAAAGUUGAUUACUGAAACAAGACAACAUGUCUCUAAAUAUGACAAAUAAAUGCUUAGAAAUACAA